Messenger RNA from Drosophila obscura, 1567 nucleotides. RefSeq lists its product as uncharacterized. Lineage: Eukaryota; Metazoa; Arthropoda; Insecta; Diptera; Drosophilidae. The coding region runs from base 66 to 1460 and encodes 464 amino acids. The transcript has 4 exons. The record is from RefSeq and is a predicted model, not a curated record.
UAAAUUCCAAAACCUAAGCAACAUUUUCUGAUAAUUAAUUCUACUAAAAAGCGACACAUUCCAACAUGCAAGCAAACACAAUACAGAAACAGGGCACACAAAGGCAGGAGGAGGAAGCUUCUGAUUCAGAGGAUGAGCAGCAGGAAUCAGCACCCAGAACUUCGGGAGGAGUGGAGCCUCCUUUGGCCAAUGAGGUGGAAAAUAUAUCCGUGUACAAUAUACCCUUUCCAUUGCCAGAACAGACGAUUCCAGAACUGUGUCGCGAUGAGUUUCUCAAGAACAUACUGGGGCCCUACCGGACGGUGGUGGAGAAGAAAAAGCGCACAGAGAAUUCGCGCGAGUUGAUGUUCCUCGAUGAUGAUGGGCCCGAGAAGACACCCGAGGCACUGGCCAUCAGGGAGAUGAUCCGAAAGACUAGAUUGUGGUCCAGCCAGCGCAUGACGACGGUGAGCAUCAUCAAGCGGCGUACGGUGAGGCUGUACGAGCUGACGCUGGCGUGCCAGAAGGCGUCGAUUGACUUCAUGUUGCCACGCCUGCGCAAGCAACUGGGACUGUUCAGCAAUCCCUGGCCUGGCGAGCUCAACGAGGUGCCGAAUAAUCUGUUUCACUGGUCGGUGGAAUACUUCAUGCAGCGUCUGUUCAUCAAUCAAUUGUAUCUGGAUGUGAUCCAGCGGGAGCGCUGCUCCAGCGACUUGGAUUGCAUCAAGUUUCGCACGGAUCUGCACGAGAUCAUAUCGCUGUUUCAGGAGGUGCGCGAUGACUUUAUCGACGGUCGGGACAUAUGCGAAUUUUCCAUGAGAUUGAUACACGAUGCCAAAUACAUUACGAACUCGGAUUGGAUUAAUGACAUCAACCAGGCGCGCCAAUUGCAGGAGGAGCUGCAGUUCAACACCUUUACCAAUCCAGAGUCAAGAAACUACCGCAGGAGCACCGAUGAUCGUCAGUCGAAUAUAAAAGUCGAAUUCGAGCAUCAUCAGGCUGUUGGACCCAUUGAUCUGCGGUAUCGCAUCAAUUGGAUGUACAGCUGCGUGGAUCAGAAACUGAUGCGACUCCAGGGCAAGGAGGACCUCCUGCAGAACGAAUUGACCCAAAUAAAGGCCCACAUGAACCAGGACGCACUGGUGCAUCAUAACUCAGAUUUUGUGUACGCCUUUCAGAUAGAUUACUUCAAGAAUCAGAUCAGGGACUGGGAGGAGAAGCUGGACACGGAUCUGGAGAGUGUCGAAUUGCUGUGCAAUCAAACGCGCAACAAUUUGCAAAAGGUCAAGGAUGAUCUCGUCUUCUACAGGGAUCAGCAGGUCAUGUUCAAGCGGCGAAUAAUCGAGGUCAGGGCACAAAUUGAGAGGGAGGAACAGGAGCGCAUAGCGGAGGCGGAAAAACGAGCAUUUUCCUUGACUCAGAAAUUGCUGCUAAAGCAGAAACGAGCCUCAAAGGAUAAGAAAAACAAGAAGAAAUUCUAAAGUUUUCGGUAGUGAGGAAAAUAGAAAAUAGUUUCGUCAUUCAUUCAUUCAAUCAAUCAAUUUAUUUAUGUUGGCAACCCAAACAAAAUAAUCAACAAAUAAUAAUA